Messenger RNA from Gossypium arboreum, 1011 nucleotides. RefSeq lists its product as uncharacterized. The record is from RefSeq and is a predicted model, not a curated record. The coding region runs from base 1 to 1011 and encodes 336 amino acids. The transcript has 5 exons. Lineage: Eukaryota; Viridiplantae; Streptophyta; Magnoliopsida; Malvales; Malvaceae.
AUGACAGUUACCGAAUAUGAGUGUAAGUUUGUGAGGCUUAGCAAAUACACUCCAGAAUGUGUAUCCAUUGAAGCCAUCAUGUGUAAAAGAUUUGAGGAUGGAUUGAACGAAGACAUCCGAUUAUUGGUUGACCAGAAUGUUCCCAGUGUGGGAAAUGUCAACCUGGCGAGUGCCGAGGGGGAGAUAGAACCUGUUUUAAAUGCGGUUCCCUUGACCAAUUUGUUAGAGAUUGCCCCAAGAGGACAGAAAAAGGAAACUUUUAAGGAGCAAGGGCAAAUAGCACUGUUAGUAAGGGGAGACCUCAGAGGAAUCCGAGUAGUGGAACGAGGAGGCACAAUAUUUCCAAAGAUAGACCUCAGGUCUGGUUACUAUCAGUUGCGGGUUAAAAAGUCAGAUGUACCUAAGACUGCCUUCAGAAUGAGAGAUGAGACAAAGCAUGCCAAGCACUUGAGAAAUGUUUUGCAGACUUUAAGGGACAAGCAGUUAUAUGCCAAGUUUAGUAAAAGCAAAUUUUGGCUUCGUGAAGUUGGGUUUUUAGGAUACAUUGUUUCGGGAGAUGGUAUUAGAGUUUACCAGAGUAAGAUUUCAGCCAUUAUUGAUUGGAAACCGGCGAGGAAUGUAACGGAGGUUAGAAGCGUUUUAGGUUUGGUCAGUUAUUACAGAUGGUUUGUUAAAGGGUUUUUAAUAAUUGCGACCCCAAUGACGAGGUUAUUACAAAAGGAUGUUGAGUUCGAAUGGACAGAGAAGUGCAAACAGAGUUUCGAGAAACUGAAAGCGUUGUUAACUGAGGCUCUAGUGCUAGUUCAACUUGAGCUGAGAAAGGACUUUGAUUAUGAGUUAGUAAUCGACCAUCAUCCGGGAAAAGGGAAUGUGGUCGCUGAUGCCUUAAGUAGAAAAUUCUUAUUUGCCUUGAGAGCCAUGGAUAUAAGGUUAACUUUAUCAAAUGAUGGUGCGGUUGUAGUAGAGUUGGAAGCUAGGCUGACAUUCUUCCAAGAAGUUUGUGAAACCUAG